AUUGAGAGCGAUUAGUAAAAGUUAGUAGUUAGUCUCAACACAUAUUUGAGGCCAGAGAAAGUAGCCGCGUCUCUGGCUUGUAUUGCCUUGUCCGCUUUUGGCGCACCAGUUCCAGUUCUUGUAUUCAAGUGUUCCGAGCCUUCCUCUCCCCCUUCUUGAUCGGCCUUUUUUCAUGUCUUUGUAAGUGAGAGCUCCUUCAGAAAUCAGUGUUAGAACUCUUUGGAAGCUCAAAGCGAUUGCUUGUUGUCUCCUCCGAAGGAUUACCUCCAAUCUGUUCUUGUCUGGCCCAAGAAAAGGAUCCAAUUUGGAACCACCUCCCUCCUUCAGAUGGACUGACUCCGUGGACUAACUGAUUGAUUGACUGACUGACUGACUGACUGACCUACCGAUAAGCUGACCGACCUUCCCCGAGUCAAGCAUGAAUCCCGAUGUCGACACGAUCCUCGCCCCAUGGUCCCAUCUUGAUCCGCCGAUAUCCGCCCACUGCGACCUUCUCGUGUGGACUGACCCUCGAGAGCAUGGUCCGCCAUCGCACCUUCGUCCUGUUCCUCUUGGGAACGGUGAGUGCCACGUUCGUGCUCAUCUCCAUGAAUCGGACCCCCAGAUCCGGCAUCGAUUCUUUCGUGGUGGAGACGCAGAAUCAGCUCCACAACUUGAAGAAGAACUUCGAGCCCGAGAAGAGCAUUCUGAGUGUGAGCGAUGACUUUCUCGAGCCCUUGGGCCUCUUGGGCCCCUCUGAGGGCCUGUGGCCUAAUGCCAGUUGGCGUGGGGUUUAUAACAAUGCCUCCGAGCCCGUGAUCGUGAGUGCCGUGAGCAAUGGCCGCGAGGGCGAGGCCGUUCAUUUCGUACGUAACACCCAAUUCAUCCUGCCCAACUUGACCGUGAUCCUCUAUGACUUGGGUUUGACCCGCAACGGGCGGGACUUGCUCAGCCAGUAUUGCAACUCUUCGUUGUGCCUCAUCCGAGACUUUGAGUUCGGGAAGUUCCCGGGACACGUGUCCAAUUUGAAAAUCCACGCCUUCCGACCGCUGAUCAUUCAGGAGACGCUGAAGGAUGCGGGAUGUGUGCUCUGGCUGAGUAUCGAUCAGCGCUUUACCCAAAGUGAUCUUCAGCCUUAUCUGCAACAAGCCCGAGAGUCCGGGGUCCUGGCUUGGCCGCAUUCAGAUCGACGGGUGCCCACUUCCAGCAUGACCCAUCCGAAAAUGUUCACCCGUCUCGGGAUCAAAGACCUCGAGAACUUCAACUUUCAACACAUGGUCGACCUCAAGGCCCUUCUUUUGUACAACCUUCACGACACUCACGUGAAUCUCAUGGGGCGUUGGGUUCGAUGCUCGCUCAUUGACGACUGUAUCGAGCCCUUGGGCGCCCAAUCCACGGGAUGUCGGUUCGACAAGAAGCCACAAUAUCGGUACUCCGGCUGCCACGCCUACGAUGUCUCGGCUCUGAACAUCAUCUUGGGUCAAAUGUUUGGCUUCAAUGAAGGCCGAUACGUGGCCAAGGCCGAGCCGUUCUUUGUCCAAAUGGGCGAUGAAUCCGAGGAAGAGACCGAUCUGACCCUCAAUACUACGUUACCUUCGCCGAAAUCCGAGGAGGCUUCUCAGUUGCCCGCAGAAUGGAGAACUUCCUCCACCCGAUCUAGUCACUCUUUACGGAAACGAGGGCGAAAACGCCGAUCCCUGAGUAACGCCAACAUGGACAUUUGAAGUGCCAGGAUAAAGUAUGUUUUUUGAUCAGUAUUGUCGUCAUUGUCCCCCUACCCCUAUCCCAUUCUUUUUGGAUCUUGUCAGAAUGACUAACAGAUGCGUCAUGAAGGUGUGAAGGCAUUCGCCAAAAAAAUCUCCCAUUGUCUCGCCUGAAAAUUACGUCAGAUCUGAUUUUUUACGUUUAUUUCCAUCCGACUACCAAUACUACUGCUUUUUAGGUUUUCAUCUGUGCCAUCAUUACCACGUCCCUACUGAGAAUGAAUGUAUUUUCUGCCAUUGAUUUUACAUCAUCUUCUCGAACAUCAAACAUGUGAUAUUUACCGAGUAAAAACUAAAAAAACUACAAGGAAUUUAAAUAGGA
Tigriopus californicus is the source of this 2064-nucleotide messenger RNA. RefSeq lists its product as uncharacterized. The transcript has 2 exons. Lineage: Eukaryota; Metazoa; Arthropoda; Copepoda; Harpacticoida; Harpacticidae. The coding region runs from base 429 to 1703 and encodes 424 amino acids. The record is from RefSeq and is a predicted model, not a curated record.